Molecule: messenger RNA, 1450 nt
Organism: Oxyura jamaicensis (ruddy duck)
Lineage: Eukaryota; Metazoa; Chordata; Aves; Anseriformes; Anatidae
Product: lysosomal acid lipase/cholesteryl ester hydrolase-like
Exons: 11
Coding region: 168-1379 (403 amino acids)
Biological process (GO): lipid metabolic process
Molecular function (GO): hydrolase activity, acting on ester bonds
Source: RefSeq, a predicted model, not a curated record
GGGACAGGUGCAGAAGGGACCCAGGGGACACAACUCCAUCCUGGCUCAAGUAAUAUGGAAAGUAAUAUGGGAAGUUACACAGACCCAGACUUGGUGCAUGGGACCAAGAGUAGCCAUGGCUAGAUCAGGAGACUCUCUGAAGGCUUCUCCCCCAGGGAAAGAGAACCAUGAUGUGGUUGUUUGUCACCAUUGCUUGUUUCAUCUGCAGCACAGAAAAGUGCAACGCAAGCCCCGAGGUGUUCAUGGAUGUUGGUGAAAUAAUUCGCUACCACGGGUACCCCUAUGAGGAACAUGAAAUUGUGACAGAUGAUGGUUAUUACCUCACCAUGCAGAGGAUUCCUCAUGGUAGAGACAACUCGGGAAGUUCAGGCAUCUUCCAUGUAGCAGAGACGCAAGGUUCCAGGAUGUUUUGCAUCCCUCCAAAGCCUGUGGUGCUCCUGCAGCAUGGCCUGGUGUUGGAGGGCAGUAACUGGGUUACUAACUUGCCCAACAGCAGCCUGGGCUUCAUCCUCGCAGAUGCUGGCUAUGAUGUCUGGAUAGGAAACAGCAGGGGGAACAGCUGGUCACGCAAACACAAAGAAUUUGAAUAUCACAACGAGAAAUACUCAGCUUACAGCUUUCAUGAAAUGGCCAUGUAUGACCUUCCAGCAACAAUCAACUAUAUUUUGCAGAAAACUGGACAGGAGCAGUUAUACUAUGUGGCUUACUCUCAAGGCACCACCACAGGUUUCAUCGCAUUUUCUUCCAUUCCUGAGCUGGAUCGCAAAAUCAAGAUGUUUUUCGCUUUGGCUCCUAUCACCACAAGCUCAAACAUGAAGUCACCCUUGGUCAGGGUGUUUGACCUUCCUGAGGCUCUGGUUAAGUUCAUUUUAGGACACAUACUGGUCUUCGAUAAGGGCGAGAUUUUGCAGCAAGUGACUUCCCGUCUGUGUGGCUACACAUUCUUUAAAAGCUUUUGCUCUUUGGUCCUUUAUUUGCCUGGUGGGUUUACCAACAGCUUAAAUGUGAGCCGCAUAGAUGUCUACUUGUCUCGCUACCCUGAUUCAACAUCCCUAAAAAACAUGUUACAUUGGCGACAGCUCUAUCAAACAGGGGAAUUCAAAUAUUAUGAUUAUGGCAGUGACAAUGUGCUUCAUUAUAACCAGAGCACACCUCCUUUCUAUGAGCUGGAAAAUAUGAAAGCACCACUUGCUGCAUGGUAUGGUGGCAAGGACUGGAUUUCAGCCCCUGAAGAUGUAAAUAUAACACUGCCUCGUAUAACCAACGUGGUGUACAAGAAAUAUAUUCCCGAAUUCGUCCACUUUGAUUUCCUUUGGGGUAUGCAAGCAUAUGAACAAGUAUACAAAGAAAUUCUUGAACUGAUGAAGAAGAAUGCCUAGAGUUGGAAAAGUGGCAGUAGUUGUUCAUUUCUCCUUUGUCUUUGGGGGCUUCUUUUAUUUGAAGAAAAAAA